AUGUCUAAAAUACCUUCAGUUGUUCACUGGUUUCGCUUGGAUUUACGGUUGCAUGAUAAUCUUGCACUUCGUAAUGCCAUAAAUGAAGCCGAGAAUCGAAAACAUAUUUUAAGACCAAUUUAUGUAAUUGAUCCAGAAAUAAAUAAUAAGGUUGGUGCGAACAGACUCCGAUUCCUUAUACAAAGCCUUCAAGAUUUAGAUUUGAAUCUCCGUAAAAUUAAUACUCGUCUUUUCAUAAUAAAGGGAAAAGCUACCGAAUGUCUUUCACGGCUAUUUGAAAAAUGGCAGGUUAAUUUCUUAACAUUACAAGUUGAUAUUGAUGUAGAAUUGGUAAAACAAGAUGAAGUUAUAGAACAAAUUUGUGAGGAAAGAAAUAUAUUUAUUGUGAAACGGGCGCAACAUACAGUUUAUGACUUCAAUAGUGUUUUAAAGAAAAAUAAUGGUAAUAUACCAUUAACUUAUCAAAAAUUUCUAUCUUUAGUUGCUGAUACCCAAGUAAAAGAGACAAUUGAAAUAACAAAGAAUGUUAUUGAGGAAUGCAAAUCAAAUGAUUUCAGCUCUGAUGAGUAUAAUGUUCCCUCACUAGAUGAAGUGGGUUUAAACCAUUCAGAUUUAUCUGAAUGUAAAUAUCCUGGGGGUGAAACUGAAGGUUUGAAAAGACUCAAUGUUUAUAUGGCAAAAAAGCAAUGGGUUUGUAAUUUUGAAAAACCAAAUUCAUCACCAAAUAGUAUAGAGCCUAGUACAACAGUAUUAAGUCCAUACAUAAGUCAUGGUUGCUUGUCUGCAAAAUUGUUUUAUCACAAGCUUAAGCAAGUAGAGACUGGAAUGAAACAUACAUUACCUCCAGUAUCCCUUAUGGGGCAGCUUUUGUGGAGAGAGUUUUACUACACAGCUGGAGCUGGGACUAAAAAUUUUGAUAAAAUGGUAGGAAACUCGGUUUGUACCCAAAUUCCAUGGGGAAAAAAUGAAGAACAUCUUAAAGCUUGGGCUGAAGGUAGAACUGGUUAUCCAUUUGUUGACGCUAUCAUGCGCCAAUUGAAACAAGAAGGCUGGAUUCAUCAUUUAGCUCGUCAUAUGGUUGCAUGUUUUUUAACUAGAGGGGAUUUAUGGAUAUCAUGGGAAGAAGGAGCUAAGAUAUUUGAAGAUUAUCUUCUUGAUUAUGAUUGGUCUCUAAAUGCUGGAAACUGGAUGUGGCUAUCAGCUUCUGCAUUUUUUUAUAAAUAUUAUAGAGUGUACAGUCCCAUUGCUUUUGGUAAGAAAACUGAUAAAGAAGGACUUUAUAUAAGGAAAUAUGUACCUGAAUUAAAAAAAUAUCCAAGUGAAUUUAUUUAUGAGCCCUGGAAGGCACCUAAAUCAGUACAAAGGACUGCAGGUUGCGUAGUGGGUGAAGGUUAUCCAAACAGGAUUGUUGAUCAUGACAAAGUUCAUAAAGAAAAUAUUCAGAAAAUGAAUGCAGCAUAUAAAAUUAACAAAGAAAAGAAAGCUUUAAAAAGGAAAAGA
Molecule: messenger RNA, 1500 nt
Organism: Brenthis ino (lesser marbled fritillary)
Lineage: Eukaryota; Metazoa; Arthropoda; Insecta; Lepidoptera; Nymphalidae
Source: the annotation of a GenBank genome assembly